GCUUUCAAAACAGCCAUGUAAUAUGUGCUUCCUAAUUCUUAUAGGCAAAUGGGAUAUUAUUAAGAGAUUUACUGAGGCCUACCAUCAUACUCAUGAUAUUUACAAAGAUAUAUUAGAUGGUAAAUUAUAUCAAUCGCAGAGUACUGAAGUACGAAGAGAUGGUCAUUUCCCAAUCACUCUUUAUUGGCAUGUUGAUGGAGCACCCGCGUUUAGAUCGAACAGCGCCUCUAUCUGGCCUAUUCAGAGCUUUGUUGUCGAGCUUCCACCACCAUUGCGAUAUUCUUUCAAGAACAUUAUAAUGUCCGGUAUUUGGUAUGGAAAACGAAAACCGAAUAUGGAGGUCUUUCAACAGAAAUUCGUUGAAGAAAUGAUUCAUUUAGGCUCUGGCCUGACAAUUUCUAUUGGUGAUCUUGAAUCAAAGUUUAAACUAGUCGUAAAUGGGCAAGUUGCUGAUUUAGUCGCAAAAGCCCCCUCUGUUAAUUUUAUCCAGUUCAAUGGAAAGUUUGGCUGCUGUUCUUGUCUCCAUCCAGGGCAAAAAAUGGUUGGCCCUGGUAAUAAACGUGUUUAUCCUUAUACGAGCACGCCAUUUCCACGCCGCACACACGAAGAUACAGUAGCUUACGCACAAAUAGCUGAGGAGACAGGAGAAACAGUUUUUGGAGUAAAAGGGCGGUCGAAUGUGCAUUCAAUUCUCAAGAUUCCAGAUAUGUUAACUUUUGAUUACAUGCAUCAGGUCCUUGAAGGAGAAUUCACACGACGCAUGACAAAGUGGCUAUCCGGAUCGUGUCCAAGUCGUGUCAACCUCAAACGUACCAUCGCAGCUUUGAGUGAACGCCUUCAAAGUAUUAACUUACCCCAUGAUUUUAAGCGAAAGUUUAGAUCAUUUGAAGAAUUUAGAAGAUGGAAAGCUAGUGAAAAGCAGGCCUUUUUCCUCCACGCUAGCCUUCCAAUUUUGAAAGAUAUUCUGCCAUCGGAGGUCUUUUUCCAUUUCUCGCUGUUGGUCACUGGCGUUCGGAUGUUAUGUGAAUAUAACAUUACUGAGGACAUGAUCUCAGUUGCUGGGGCUAUGCUCGACAGUUACACAAGGUUGCUUCCGAAACUGUAUGAUAUUUCAGAAGCUACUUUCAACUCGCAUUCCCUAACUCACCUUGCCGAACAAGUUAGAGAUCAUGGGCCUUUAAUCCUUCAUUCUGCUUUUGUGUUUGAAUCAAUGCUUGCGCAUCUUAAAAGGCUGUUUCAUGGUACACGGGGAGUUCCAGAUCAGAUAUGUAAAAAGCUGGCUGUGGCACAGCACGUGGAGCACAAAGUUACCAAUUCCCUUAAAGGCAACGCUCAUGCUAGAGAGUUUGCAGACAAACUAUUGAGACCUGACCUAUUAAAUGACACAAUAGAACUUUUGAAUAACGUUCAUUUCUUUAAGCCUUUUAAACCGUUGGAAUUAACUCAAGAAAACAUCGAAAAGUUUCCACACAAUACGGAAAACAUGUUUGUAGCGCAAAGAAUGAAAAAGAAUGGAGAAGUGUAUCACAGCACCAGUUAUGUUCGAAAGAAGAAAUCAGUAAGUUUUCUUGUUAAAAUUAAAGAAGCUGACGAGUAUUUUGGAGAAGUAAAAUUUUUCGUCAAGAAGGAGAACACUGGUUUCGCAGUAAUUAGGGUUUAUCAUAGUUUAAAUUACAACGUGUGUCAAGAAGGUUUACCCCAGCCAACAGAUCCAGUCCUGAGAGAGUUUUUGCAUUCAGGUCAUCUUGGUUCUCACUUCAUUGCUGUCGAGAAGACAAACCUGGUGAAGUUUGUAAAUUGCUCAUCCUUUAUUGGUAAGAUAAUUUUGGUGGAAAGACAAAACGAUAGUUCCUUUGGUUUUGUUUCCCCAGUUCUCAAGUGUUAUCAGCAUGACUAAUUGAAACUGUUGGCAAUUUUAAAAAUCUUUAAAAUUAUGAACCUUUAAAAAAUUUUGUAAGAAUAUGGUAAGAUCUUAAAGA
Dendronephthya gigantea is the source of this 1979-nucleotide messenger RNA. RefSeq lists its product as uncharacterized. The record is from RefSeq and is a predicted model, not a curated record. The transcript has a single exon. Bases 23 to 1897 code for a protein of 624 amino acids. Lineage: Eukaryota; Metazoa; Cnidaria; Anthozoa; Malacalcyonacea; Nephtheidae.